AUGCCAGGGCGUUGCAGUAGGUGUUCUUGUCUAUCUCUCCGAAGCGUUCAAACGAGUACCAGGCGGGAAGCUUUCAAGGUCUUCUGCCAGUGCGUCCACCAUCACCGCGGAAGCGGUGCCAGCGGUGAGUGGUUGGGGCGGUGGGUGAGAGAUCGAGGCGCGUUCGAAGAGUUCCAAGAGGUCUCGAGGGGCCUGCGUACCAAGCCCGCACGAGCCGGCUUGCGGCCUUUUUUGGGUCGCGAGUACGUAGGGCCCGGGGCCGCGAAAAAGAUGCCCGGCUGCGCCUGUUGGGCGUGCUGUGAGUGCCCGUGGGCCUGCACGAACCACAAGCACACGCUGUGCUACGACGAGCGAACCUGUGGCGACAACGCGGCCCUGGUGGUGUCUGGAUACUGGCGGCUACCUCUCCUUUUCCGGGAACAUCGUGUGCGACAUGGGGAUCUUCACCCCGGCCUGGCCGUAUCGCAUGGGUGUGCGGGUGCUCGAUGUCAGCUGCAGUGCGUGUCCCCGCUUACAAUCUCCGGCUGUCGCUGCGGUUCUCUCCUGUGCUCACGGUAG
This is a messenger RNA of Amoebophrya sp. A120, 558 nucleotides long. NCBI's taxonomy places the organism in Eukaryota, Dinophyceae, Syndiniales, Amoebophryaceae. The record is from the annotation of a GenBank genome assembly.